This is a messenger RNA of Eubalaena glacialis (North Atlantic right whale), 2662 nucleotides long. It is a transcript of the gene LUC7L2, whose product is annotated as LUC7 like 2, pre-mRNA splicing factor. Gene Ontology annotation, biological process: mRNA splice site recognition. The transcript has 13 exons. The coding region runs from base 223 to 1278 and encodes 351 amino acids. Gene Ontology annotation, molecular function: mRNA binding. Gene Ontology annotation, cellular component: U2-type prespliceosome; U1 snRNP. NCBI's taxonomy places the organism in Eukaryota, Metazoa, Chordata, Mammalia, Artiodactyla, Balaenidae. The record is from RefSeq and is a predicted model, not a curated record.
CGUCCGCCCGCUACGCCGCCGCCAUGUCGGCGCAGGCCCAGAUGCGCGCGAUGCUGGACCAGUUGAUGGGCACCUCCCGGGACGACUAAGAGGAUUUACCAAUGAACCCAUGUUUACAAGUCCACGAUAUUAUUUAGCUGAAAUGACUGGAUUUUCACUGCUGUGUUGGGCCAGAAGGCCCUGGUGGUGGCAACCGCCUGUGUGCCACUGAAAAUCGUGCCGAUGCCUGGCAUACUGCAUAAAUGGAAGCAGGGUACCGCGUUCAAUGUAUCUAUGCCUGCCUACUUCAGUCUGCAAGGGAGUGUCAGAAAGGCCCCGCAUUCGCCGAGCCGAGAUACUACUCGUCAACGAAUCAAAUUCAGUGAUGACAGAGUAUGCAAGAGUCACCUUCUGAAUUGUUGCCCCCAUGAUGUCCUGUCUGGAACUAGAAUGGAUCUUGGAGAAUGUCUGAAAGUCCAUGACCUGGCUUUAAGAGCAGAUUAUGAAAUUGCAUCCAAAGAACAAGAUUUUUUCUUUGAACUCGAUGCUAUGGAUCAUCUGCAGUCAUUCAUUGCAGAUUGUGAUCGAAGAACAGAAGUGGCUAAGAAAAGAUUAGCAGAAACUCAGGAAGAGAUUAGUGCUGAAGUUGCAGCAAAGGCAGAACGUGUUCAUGAGUUAAAUGAAGAAAUCGGUAAAUUGUUGGCUAAGGUGGAACAGCUAGGAGCUGAAGGGAAUGUGGAGGAAUCCCAGAAAGUAAUGGAUGAAGUAGAGAAAGCACGGGCAAAGAAAAGAGAAGCAGAGGAAGUUUAUCGGAAUUCUAUGCCAGCUUCCAGUUUCCAGCAGCAGAAACUUCGAGUCUGUGAAGUUUGCUCUGCCUAUUUAGGUCUUCAUGAUAAUGACAGACGACUGGCUGAUCAUUUUGGGGGUAAACUGCACCUGGGAUUUAUUGAAAUAAGAGAGAAGCUUGAAGAAUUAAAGAGAGUUGUAGCUGAGAAGCAGGAGAAAAGAAACCAGGAACGCCUGAAAAGAAGAGAAGAAAGGGAGAGAGAAGAAAGGGAGAAGCUGAGGAGGUCUCGAUCACAUAGCAAGAAUCCUAAAAGAUCCAGGUCCAGAGAGCAUCGCAGACAUAGGUCUCGCUCCAUGUCACGGGAACGGAAAAGGAGAACUCGAUCCAAAUCCCGGGAGAAACGCCAUCGCCACAGGUCCCGCUCCAGCAGCCGUAGUCGCAGCCGCAGCCACCAGAGAAGUGGGCACAGUUCUAGAGACAGGAGCAGAGAGCGAUCCAGGAGGAGGUACUGAGGUCCAUAGGAGGAUAUGGAACUACCUUUACAGUUUAGACUUGGAAUACUAGUGGUUUGAACUUGGCAUCUGCUAAUUUGUACACAUUUGUAUCCUCAAAAGAGAGAUUCAGAGAACAAGACUUAGCAUCACGUGACAGAGACAGGAAUUCAAGAGACAGAUCACCUCGUGACAGAGAUCGAAAAGAUAAGAAGCGGUCCUAUGAGAGCGCUAAUGGCAGAUCAGAAGACAGGAGGAGCUCUGAAGAGCGCGAAGCAGGGGAGAUAUAAUUAGCUGUGUACAUAUCCUCAAUCCUUAAGCUUCCUCUGGAGUUACAUACUAUUGUUUAGUUUACAGCUGUUCAGGGUGACACAGUGAGCAGUUCCAGACACCGAUCCAGCUAGGCUAGGUGUAUAGCAUCUAACUUGAUCUGAACUUGUUUUCUUUGAUGAAGCCUAAAACUACAUCCAUAGUUUCUGGUGAACUUGUAAUACACUUCUGAAAGUACAGUUUUAUAUAAUAAGAUGCUGAUGUCUUUAUUCUUUCUAGUAGGAGUGAUAGUGAAUGAACUGUGUUACUUGCCUUGGGAUUUUUUGAACAUUUGUAAAAUGCUGUCUUCCUUUCUCAUCCAAAAAACAGCAACUUUGGGAAUUUCUUUUUAAUCCUUCUUCCUUUGACUCUGUAUCCCCUGAUACCUCUACCCUCUAAUUGUAAGAGAGAGAAAGGGGUGCAGGGAAGCAAUAUAACUUCUGUUCUAAGGUUCUAUUCCCAUUAUUAAUUACUAGCUGAUUACAGUUCAGAACAUUUAUACUGGAAUGUGUGCUGGAGAAAUUUAAAAUACUGGGAGUUUUGUUUGUCUAACGGUGCCUAUUUUAGAGUGGGAAGUUGAACAGCUGUUGCAUUACAUGCUUUGCUUUUUUAUUGAAAUUUUGAAAUCAAACAUGUCUUGAUUUUUCUGUUCUAUUGAAUAGCUACGUUCCGGAUGUUUUGAGAUGGGGGGUGGGGGCAGGGACUCUUUCAUAAGCACUUCUUGUUUUAUUUUGUGUGUGUGAAGUAUAAAGAUUACACCCUUAUUGUAAAAAAUAAUAAAAUGAAAAUCACCACCACCAUCAUUAAACUGUAACUUGUCUAGUAAAUUGUCACUAGAACUACUUGCUGUGGCCAUUUCUAUUCUGUUACUAAUAGUGCCUUACUGUGCAAGGCACCAAAGGAAAUAAACAUAUACUUACAGAUUCAAGAUGAAUUGUUGCUCCACCUGGGCCCUUGCUGGCUAUAUUCCAGCUACUUCAGGACUGUCUGUAACAACCGCUGUAGAGAAGGACCAGACCUGCAGAAGAAAUUGAGUUUAUUUGUUUUGUUUUUCUUCACAUUGAGCAAAUUGAAAUAAAAACAUGGUGUAACCAGU